Messenger RNA from Fundulus heteroclitus (mummichog), 2998 nucleotides. Its product is annotated as ETS translocation variant 5. The transcript has 13 exons. The record is from RefSeq and is a predicted model, not a curated record. Lineage: Eukaryota; Metazoa; Chordata; Actinopteri; Cyprinodontiformes; Fundulidae. Gene Ontology annotation, molecular function: DNA-binding transcription factor activity, RNA polymerase II-specific; sequence-specific DNA binding. The coding region runs from base 162 to 1610 and encodes 482 amino acids. Gene Ontology annotation, cellular component: nucleus. Gene Ontology annotation, biological process: cell differentiation; regulation of transcription by RNA polymerase II.
GGUUUAGCUCAUGCGAGAGCUCUUCAUUGAGAAAAAUCCACAGCCGAGUGUUUAUUCGAGGAGCUGCAGGCGAUGUAGGGGGGAAAAAAAACCGCGACCACUUGUUUUUAAGCCUCUCUUCCAAGAAGAACUUCACAUACCAGGAGGAAGACCGCUUCGACAUGGACGGCUUUUACGACCAGCAGGUCCCUUUCAUGGUGCCUGAGAGCAAACACCACGCAGAGGAGGAGAGGAGUCUGGGCGACAGACGGCGGAGGUUCUUGGACACGGAGCUGGCUCAGGACACAGAAGAGCUUUUUCAGGAUCUCAGCCAACUCCAGGAAAUAUGGAUUGCUGAAGCUCAGGUUCCUGAUGACGAGCAGUUUGUCCCAGAUUUCCAGUCCAAUAACUCGACGUUUCAUGGACCGCCCCUCAGUAAAGUGAAGCGAGAGCCCAGCCCGUCCAAAGACUUGUCCCCCUGCGGGACCCCCGGGGCUGACAUGUGCCUUUACAGUUACAGUGCCUGUGAAAACAAACCGGGUCCAGCCAACGCCCCCAGCUCCCUCCACUCCGCUGGACCUCCACCCUUGCGGAGGCAGCUCCAGCUGUCCCCCGCCUCCAGCCCCUACCAGCGCCAGCAUCUCUCACAGGCCAGCCAGAACCAGCCGUUCGCUCUGCCGUGUGCCCCCGCCGGCUGCUCGGGGGCCUCUUUCAACGCCGAGCAAAGGUUCCACCGGCAGCUGUCCGACCCGUGUCUGCCCUUCAUGCCUCCGGAGAAAACCCCAACCGCGCCGUACCACCCCUCCGGCUGCGACGGCCGGCCUCUGUACCAGCGCCACCUGUCGGACCCCCUCGUCCCCCUCCCUCCCCGGGGUUUUAAGCAGGAGCUGCUGGAUCCGCGGUAUCCGGACCCGGGGCCGGCUAAUCCUGGCCUGGCUCCGUCCCAGCCCAACUUCAACCACGUCAAAAUCAAACAGGAGCCGAGAGACUUCAGCUUCGAACCUGAAGUUCAAACCUGCCAGUCAUCGUUCGGAAAGUCUCCCGCUUUGUUUCAGAAAAACGGUGCUGGGUUUGGUCCUGACCGAGAGCCUCCGAGGUACUUUGACGACACCUGCGUCGUACCAGAAAGACUGGAAGGUAAAGUGAAGCAGGAAGGUUUGCCGUACCAGCGCCGCGGCUCCCUGCAGCUCUGGCAGUUCCUGCUCACCCUGCUCGACAAUCCGGCGAACGGACACCUGAUCGUGUGGACGGGACGCAACAUGGAGUUCAAACUGAUCGACCCAGAAGAGGUGGCUCGUCUUUGGGGGAUCCAGAAAAACCGACCUGCCAUGAAUUAUGACAAGCUGAGCCGCUCGCUGCGCUACUACUACGAAAAGGGCAUCAUGCAGAAGGUAAAGGUGGCCGGGGAAAGGUACGUCUACAAAUUCGUCUGCAGCCCCGACGCGCUCUUCUCCAUGGCCUUCCUGGAAAACCAGCGGCCGAGCCUGAAAGCCGACCUGGACGCCAUCCUGCCCCCCAGCGAGGAGGACGGCUUCCCCCUGCCCAGCUACGAGGAGGAGGGGCCUUACCUGGUGGACGGAGGGGAGCAGUGCGUCCAGGGACUGGCUUUCCCCGACAGCUACCCGUACUAGCCAGGAAGUACGGGAAAUUACUGUAUUUUACAAAAAGAGGUGAAACCUUAAAUUACUGAGCAACAUUUCAGUUUUUGUUUUUUUUUUUGUUUUUUUUUUCCCACGACAAGCAUUUAUGCUUGAUCCCUAAUGCUACACAUUUGAGCUACCAUCCUAAAGGAAACUCAAUGCCACCUUCAACAGUUUUUUUUUUUUUUAUUAAUAUUUUCACUUUAAUGACACAAAAUUUGUUGCAGGCACAAUGAGCACAAGUUUUUUUUAUUUUAUUUUUCUCCCCUCCUCCAAGUGCUUGUGCCGCCCCCCUGGUGGAUUGGCGCCCUGGAUGGCUAGCCACAUUUCCCCUUUUUAAAAACCUCCACUGCCAUUAUUGAAUCCGAACCAGAAUUGUUUUUUUUGUUUGUUUUUUUUUUUUUUCAAAGAACAUUCAUUUAAUGAUUUCUCUUGAUUACAGGAUUAAAGUUGUAAUCUUAUUUGCAGCUAAUAUCUGUAGCAUAACUUAAUUCUUUUAUUAAACGCAAUGUUUUCUGUUUUUUUUCUUGUAAAAUUGCAUCUGCACUUAAACACAGAUAUGCAUUUCUGGUCCCGAUUGGGGCUUCCGCUUAAAACUUGCCAUCAACUCUUUCUUCUUCUAAGUGUUGUCUUUCUUCUUUCUUUUUGUUGUUGUCGUUUUAGUCUUUUUUUUUUUUUUUUUUUUCUAACGGUGGUAUUUUUGUUGCAUGGCCAUCGCUUUGGUUUCUCGCAUUUGUAAACUCGGGGACCUUUUUUUGCAGCCAAAAACAAAAAUCUUGAAGCCAUGGCACUCCUUUUACUAAUUGUAGUAAGCUUUUUAUUGGUAAUACCCAGACUGCUUGAAAGGGACACUCUUGUAUUUUCUGGACCGUAUAAUCCUGAAACAUCUAUAUAUUGAAAAUAUCUUUUUGUGGGGAGAAAAAAAAUUCUCUGAUUUUAAAGCUAAAAUUUUUCGCAUUAUAUGGACUUGUAUGUAUUUGCUAUAACGGUUUAUGAUAAAAGUAUUUCUUUUAUAUUUUUUGGAUUCCUCAUGACUGCCACCCUUGUGCUUAUAAAAGGCAUGUUUUAGUCUUCUAACGGCUCACCACUUAAUGUACCGAGAUAGUUUCCUGCAUUUUGUAUAAUUUGUUUGCUUAAGUGUGUAGAGGGAGAAAAGUGUAUAAUUAUAUAUGGAUAUAUUUUUGCAAAAGGUUGUUUGCUUGCAAAUAUGUUGCAUCAGCUCUCCAAGGAGGAAGAACUCUGAAUCCUGCAGGCAGAAGUUGUUCCUAAUGAUAUAUUUUACUAUAGAUCCUGACGCUGGUGUGACUUUUACCCUGAGAUACUGUAUGUGUGCCUUCUGUUGAUCUUUACUGAUAAAAAUAAACUAUUUUACUCUUUUA